AUGGAAGUGAUUAAGGAGAUGCCGCGGCUUACAAAUUGCGAAGAGUUGAAGAGAUUCUUGGCCAAGUUCAUUCCAAAUAUGGAAGAGAUAACAGCUCCAUUAUGUCAGUUGCUGGAGAAAAAUGUCGAAUGGUUUUGGGAUCAAGAGCAAGAAAAAGCGUUUACAACUUUAAAGGCAGUAAUUGUCGAUCCACCAGUCCUCAAAUUCUUUGAUCGGAAAGAACCCGUGUGCCUGUCGGUUGAUGCCAGCUCGAAAGGUAUGGGUGCAGUGUUUCUUCAAAAUGAUCGUCCAGUAGCAUAUGUGUCGAAAGGGUUAACUUCAUGUCAGCAGAACUACUCACAGAUUGAAAAAGAAAUGCUUGCAAUAGUUUAUGGUUGUGAGCAUUUCCAUCAAUACCUAUACGGGCAACGCGAAGUAAUCGUGGAAACUGUCCAUAAACCGCUAGAAGCAAUACUGAAGAAAUCCAUCCAUCAAGCUCCGCUUAGAUUGCAGAGAAUGAUACUCAGACUUAAACCUUAUGCGAUUAAAGUGAAAUAUACGCCUGGGAGUCAGUUGUUGAUAGCAGAUGCUCUUUCUAGAUCACAGAUUUGCGCACGGAUAAACGAUCCAUCAGAUGAAGUUGAAGUCAAUAUUCUGGAAUCGGGUCAGAUUUCUGACACUGAGAAGUUGUUUGAGAAGUUGGUUGAGGAAACCAAGAAGGAUGCUGAACUUCAGCAGUUGCACAGAGUAGUCAUGGAUGGUUGGCCACAGAGAAAGCCUGAAACGCCCUUAGAAAUUCGACCUUAUUGGAGUUAAAGAGAUGAAAUAAGCGGUUAUGAUGGCUUGAAGUUUAAAGGAGAUCGUGUAAUUGUUCCACAUGUUCUUAGACCAGAAAUGCUGGAUCGUAUACAUGCAGCUCAUUUUGGAAUGGAGAAGUGCAAAGCACGGGCGAGAGGUUCAGUAUUCUGGCCUGGAAUGAAUAGUGCAAUUGAUGAAAUGGUUUCAGAAUGCAGAACAUGUUUACAUUUCCAGCGAAGGAACCAGAGAGCCAUUGAUGCCGCAGGAAAUUCCAGAGAGGCCGUGGUC
This is a messenger RNA of Paramuricea clavata, 1065 nucleotides long. The record is from the annotation of a GenBank genome assembly. NCBI's taxonomy places the organism in Eukaryota, Metazoa, Cnidaria, Anthozoa, Malacalcyonacea, Plexauridae.